Molecule: messenger RNA, 1365 nt
Organism: Vicugna pacos (alpaca)
Lineage: Eukaryota; Metazoa; Chordata; Mammalia; Artiodactyla; Camelidae
Source: RefSeq, a predicted model, not a curated record
GCGCACCGUCGCUUCCGGCCUGCGUGAGUGUUGUUCUCGCGCCUGCGGCGGGCUCACGGCAGCUGUUGCCGCGCGUGUGGUCCUUUUUUCGCGAGUCAGCCUCCCUUCCCCGGGACCAUGGCCACUGACUCGUGGGCUCUGGCAGUGGACGAGCAGGAAGCGGCUGUUAAAUCGAUGAGUAGUUUGCAGAUCAAGGAAGAGAAAGUCAAACCAGAUACCAAUGGUGUUAUCAAAGCCAAUGCCACUCCAGAGAAAACAGAUGAAGAAGAGAAAGAGGACAGAGCUGCCCAGUCCUUACUCAACAAGCUGAUCAGAAGCAACCUUGUCGAUAACACCAACCAGGUGGAAGUCCUGCAGCGGGAUCCAAACUCCCCGCUCUACUCAGUGAAGUCCUUUGAGGAGCUACGCCUGAAACCACAGCUUCUCCAGGGAGUCUAUGCCAUGGGCUUCAAUCGACCAUCCAAGAUACAAGAGAACGCGUUACCCAUGAUGCUUGCUGAGCCUCCACAAAACCUGAUUGCCCAGUCUCAGUCUGGUACUGGUAAAACAGCUGCCUUCGUCCUAGCCAUGCUCAGCCGAGUGGAACCAGCAGAGAGAUACCCCCAGUGUCUGUGCCUCUCCCCAACAUAUGAGCUGGCGCUCCAAACAGGAAAAGUGAUUGAGCAGAUGGGCAAAUUUCAUCCAGAACUAAAGCUUGCUUAUGCUGUUCGAGGCAAUAAAUUGGAAAGAGGUCAGAAGAUCAGUGAGCACAUUGUCAUUGGCACUCCUGGGACCGUUCUGGACUGGUGCUCCAAGCUCAAGUUCAUUGACCCCAAGAGGAUUAAGGUGUUUGUUCUGGACGAGGCUGACGUGAUGAUAGCUACUCAGGGCCACCAAGAUCAGAGCAUCCGCAUCCAGAGGAUGCUGCCCAGGAACUGCCAGAUGCUGCUUUUCUCUGCCACCUUUGAAGACUCUGUAUGGAAAUUUGCCCAGAAAGUGGUUCCAGACCCAAAUAUCAUCAAACUGAAGCGCGAGGAGGAGACGCUGGACACCAUCAAGCAGUAUUACGUCCUGUGCAAUAACAGAGACGAGAAGUUCCAGGCCCUGUGCAACCUGUAUGGGGCCAUCACCAUCGCUCAAGCGAUGAUCUUCUGUCAUACCCGUAAAACAGCUAGCUGGCUGGCAGCAGAGCUCUCAAAAGAAGGCCACCAGGUGGCUCUGCUGAGCGGUGAGAUGGUGGUGGAGCAGAGGGCUGCCGUGAUUGAGCGCUUCCGAGAGGGCAAAGAGAAGGUUCUGGUCACCACCAAUGUGUGUGCCCGCGUACCUGUUGUCAGUCACAGCAGCCAGAGGACUUCAGGUGGUUUUCUGAUGCAACUGGCCCAGUGA